This is a messenger RNA of Vitrella brassicaformis, 4058 nucleotides long. Lineage: Eukaryota; Vitrellaceae. The record is from the annotation of a GenBank genome assembly.
UCAAAUCUCCAGCCCCAGCUUGCGGUUCAGGUAGUGCAGACACAGAAACGCCACACCGCGGAAGCCCACGCCUGCACACACACAAGGGUACCUUUGUGUGGGUUUGUGUGUGUGUGUGUGUUGGGGGGGCAAAGCUAAGCCGACCUAGUCCGAGGAGUAUGAAGCACAGAGUCCAGAAGUUCUGUUUCUCCAGGUCGAAGAACUCCAGCACACCGUCGCCGCCGUCAAUGUCGUCCUGGAAGCGGUCGUUGCCCUCAAACUCGUUGACCAUUAUGCCAAAAAACGAGUAACUGCACCGGCAGCCAGAGGAGAGAGAGGGAGGGCGAGAGGAAAGUGCGCGUGGUGGCUGGGGUGGCUGGGGUGUCUGUGCUGUGUGGACCAUUCUUGUCAUCCCUUUCACUUUUCACUUUUAAUACCGGAUAAAGCUGAUGUACUUGAGCCAUGCGAUCCUGGCAGACAGACAGAAAGACAGACAGACACCCAGAGGGAGCAACAAGGCGUGGAGACGUAGUCCACAUCGCACGGCGUGUCGGUCUGCCUGCCUCACUCACCAUGGCGGGAUGUCCCCGUCCUUCAGGUAGUACCCAGAGGUCAGCUACACACACCGCACACACACAGAGAGCCCAUCAACAGACCAACAUCUAUCCGCUUCCCAGACACACUGACACACUGACACAGUGACACACUGCCUCACCCACCCACCAUGAGUAUGACCAUCAACAUCCCAAUGAAGAUGUUCCCUAUGUCAGGCGAGGGCGAGGCAGCGGCGACGGAGACCAUGAGGGCAAACGAGGCGUACACGGUGAUGUUGGAGAUGAAGAGGAACUUCAGGAAGUAUACGAAGCCGGGGCGGAGACCCACCAUGAAGUAAAAUAUGGCGCAGAAACACGUCGGCGGGAUCUGAGUAUCAGAGACAAAGGGGGAGGGGAGGCAGGGGAUGCAAGAAGGAAGGGAGAAACAGGCGAAAUGAGCCUCUCUCUCCCUGUCUGUCUGUCUGUCUGCCUGGCUGUGUGUAUGUGACUGGGUGAGUGAGUGACUGAGUGGGUGGGAUGGGUUGCCUACGUGGACGAAGAGGAACUCCCCGAUGUCCUUGGCCACGAAAUAUGCGAACGUUCCGUGAAUGCCGUUGGCCGUGUCCCUACACACACAACACCGACACACACACACACACACACAGAGAGAGAGAGAGAGCGGUGGAGUUGCGUCUCCCUCCCUCCCUGUGUCCUUGAUUCACGCAUUCACACACCGACCGGUUGAGCAGCGCUCUCUCCGGGGCGAGUGUCAUCAUCACAGAGAACGUGCUGUGUGCAAGAGAGAGAGAGAGAGAGAGGCAGAAGGGGAGAGGCAGAGCUCGCGGCAUCCACACGCACUUGCAUGAAUGCGAAGUUCAUUGCAACGAAGAAGAUCGCGCCAGCUCUGUUCUGGGCAUCGGAGAGGCCCGAGUCGCCCAGCUGCCUGCAACACAAAUGUGACACAAAUCAUACUCACACAAAUCAAUCAAAUCGGUCGUCGCUUCUGUCUUUUUCCCGUUGUUUGACUGACCAGAAAAUGGCGCCGAGGACGAAGGCCAUGAAGAUGUUCUGGCUGACGUCGCCCAUGGCCUUCAACGGAUUGCGCAAACUGUUGAGCACUGUCCUGCACACACACAGAUGGGCGCCACACGAAGACACACACAUGUUUUCUCUCUCUCUCUGUCUCCGUCUAUGUGUGCCUGCCCAUAGAUACAGAGAAUCUCGUUUCCUCACCGUUUUGCGAGCACACAGACCUCCAGCCAGAAGCCGCUUAGCGUCUGCUUGACCGACUCGAGUGUGAUCUUAUUGGGCGGCGCGGCCGUCAUCCCGCCCUCCGAGCGCUUGUCCAGCUCCUUGUCGAUCUGAUCCUCUGCGAAACACACAUACACACACACACACACAGACACACCGAGAGACACAAAGCGAGAGAAGGAGAGGUGUGGGUGUGCAUUGACGAGCACCGAUUCUCUUCGCCAGGUCGCAUUGGUGGAACAGUUCUGGGAAACGCUCGAUCUCGGCGCCGGAGAUGUUGGUGCGGCCCUUGUCUGCCAUGGAUGCUGACGCAGACGGAUACACAGAGGGAGACACAGAUAUGGAGGGCGGUCUGUCAUGUGGCUGCAAGUAAGUAAUUACCUACCAUGGUUGUCUGCAGCCGGGGGUGCUGGUGCGUCUGGAGGAGCAUCUGGUUGGGCGUCUGGCCCGUCCCCAGUGGUGACCUUGUCGUUGUUGCCCUCCUCAUCGCCAAGCGGUGCCGGUGCUACUUUUCUGCUGCCGUAGUCGGCUUUUCCGCCCAACUCGCUGGCACGCUGCACACACACACACACACACACACAGAUAUGAGAGAACAGUCAUCCCAACUUUCUGCAACACAUUCUCGUAGCGUACCGUCUCAGUGAGGAUGUCGAGCAGAAAGUCGGCAGGGUUGAAGUGCGCCGGGCAGACGUACCCGUGCUUCUUGAAAUAUGCGUCGGCGUCCACGGCGGGCCCCUGGUACACCACUCGGCCGCGGGAGAGCAGCAGCAGCUGGUCGAAGAGGGCGAACACCUGAGACCUCUGAUGUCGCAAAAAGCGACAAAGACAUACACACACAAAGAGGGAGGUUAGGUGGUGGAUUGAGGGAGCCAUGGAGGUAGGUUUGACCGGCUGAUGGACGGUGCAGAUGAUCGUGCGGCCACCUCUGAAGAGAGAGACAGAUUACGGGGGACAGGGUGCGGUGCAGGGUGUGCUUUGAUUGUUGUGUGUGCAGGUGCUUACUUUGCGAGCUGCACGAGAAGCUUGAGCAUGUCGUAGGCAAGCGCGGCGUCCAAACCAGACGUCGGCUCGUCUAUACACAUAGCGUAUACGUCCACAAGACACACACCCACACACAUACGGGUCUCUCUCUCCUUCUCUCUCUCUCUCUCUCUCUCUCUCUCUCUCUCACUCACCCGCUUACCGAGGCACAGCAGUGCAGGGUCGUCCAGCAGCUCUUGAUCGCGAUGGAGACGCGCUUCUUCUCUCCGCCCGAUAUGCCCUUCUUCAUCGGACCGCCAACCGCCGUCCCGCGACACUUCUGCAGACCUGCACGCCCACAGACGCAGACACAAAGAGUGUCCCACUCACAACCCAUCGCUUCCCAAGUGGCUGGCAACGGUGCCGUCGUCUCACCUAGCUCAGCUAUGACCUUUUCGACCCGCUCCAUUCUCUCCUCAGGCUUCUUGUUGUUUGAGCUUGAGGGUCGCGUUGAGCCGCAGGGUCUCCUCGACUGUGAGGAAUUCCAGCAGACAGUCGCUCUGCAUCACGUAGGACACGAACUUCUUCCGGUUCUUCGGGUUCGCCUGUUCGCACACACACACACACACACACAGGGAUUGCUAUGCGCGAAUCAAUCGCUGCGUGGGGAUGCUUGCCUUGCCGUUGAAGUAGAUGGACCCCUCCCUCUCCCCGCCCGUGACCCUGCCUGCUAUUAGGUUCAUCAGGGUGGUCUGAACACAUUGAGACAUUCAUGUGUGCCUUCCUCGCCUCCCCUCCCUCACUCUUGCCCCUCUCACCUUGCCCGACCCUGACGGACCCUGCGCACAUUCACACACAGACAGAGAGAGAGAGAUGCAUGCCUCCCCUCCUUAACUCACCAUGAUGGCCAGCAGCUGGCCCGGCUGCAUCACAACAGACACACUCAGAACACACAUCGAGACAGAGGGAUGGGUGCGUGUGUGUGUGUGUGUCUAUGAUGGAUGGAUGGAUGGAUGGAUGGACGUCUUGGGUACCUUGACGAUCAGGUCGACAUCGUGGAUGAUCUGCGUCCGCUCCUCGCCCUGGCGCGUCUUCUUGACGAUCCAGUAGUUCAAGCCUACACCACACCAUCAACGAGCCAUUGUGCUCUCCCCCGAGCCCGGGGAAAGCGGGGAGGCUCGUGCAUAUCCCGUGUGGCUUCCCAAGCCCACCCAGCACUCCGCUUACCCUUGGCACACACCUGUGUACACACACAGAAGCGCACACAUAAAGCUGACCCUGGCACAGAGGCUGUACACGGCUUACGGUAAUGGGUUCAUGCUUAUGGAACACCAU